Messenger RNA from Monopterus albus (swamp eel), 2185 nucleotides. RefSeq names its product X-prolyl aminopeptidase (aminopeptidase P) 1, soluble (gene xpnpep1). Gene Ontology annotation, molecular function: metalloaminopeptidase activity. The record is from RefSeq and is a predicted model, not a curated record. The transcript has 19 exons. Lineage: Eukaryota; Metazoa; Chordata; Actinopteri; Synbranchiformes; Synbranchidae.
AGUGCAGUCACGUGAUCAUAAACGUCACCAACGACAUGGCAGCCUACUAUGUUAUAAAUUAACACAAGGUUCAAGCUGCUAAAGGAUCCCGUUUUUGUAACUGGAGGUUUAUAUCUCCAAGGCGAAACCAUCGGUCACCUGAAGUCAACAUGUCUUCCCAAAAGUCAGGUGCAGCCAUGUCUCCAAAGAUCACUGGAGAGAUUCUCAGGCACCUUCGGCAGGCAAUGAGGAGCUGUAAGUACUUUUCUGAGCCUAUACAAGCCUACAUCAUCCCAUCCGGAGAUGCUCACCAGAGUGAAUACAUUGCACCAUGUGACUGCAGACGUGAAUUCAUCUGUGGAUUUAACGGCUCUGCAGGAACAGCCAUCGUCACAGAGCAGCAUGCUGCAAUGUGGACUGACGGGCGAUAUUUCCUCCAGGCCAGCCAGCAGAUGGACAACAACUGGACCCUUAUGAAGAUGGGGCUAAAGGAAACACCAUCUCAGGAGGACUGGCUGGUCAGUGUCCUGCCAGAGAACUCUAAAGUGGGGGUCGAUCCUUGGAUCUUUGCUGCUGAUCAGUGGAAGAACAUGUCCAAGGCGCUGAGCAGUGCAGGCCACUCUCUGGUGGCGGUGCAGGAGAACCUGAUCGAUGUGGUGUGGACCGACCGCCCAGAAAGACCCAGCACACCGCUCCGAGCUUUGGGAGUAGAAUACACUGGCAUGACCUGGCAAGACAAGAUCACCGCACUGCGAGCUAAGAUGACGGAGAGGAAAAUCAGCUGGUUUGUUGCCACGGCACUGGACGAGAUUGCAUGGCUUUUUAACCUUCGAGGUGCUGACAUCGAAUACAAUCCAGUUUUCUUUGCCUAUACCAUUGUGGGGAUGAACACAAUAAGGUUUUUUGUGGACCUAAGGCGUCUUUCUGAUCCCAUUUUGAGAGACCACCUGCAGCUGGACUCCCCCAGCAAGCCUGAGCUGAGCAUUGAGACGUUCCCCUACGAGUCAGUCUACACUGAGCUCCAGGCCACCUGUGCUGCACUCGGCCCCAAGGACAAAGUGUGGAUCUGUGACAAGGCCAGUUGUGCGCUCACACAGGUCAUCCCCAAGGUGAGAGACCAUAGUAAUACUUUGAAGAUGUUUAAUUUGUCUCAUAAAGAGCUCAGUUGUGUCUCCAUUGUGUAUCCUUGGUCCAGAAAUAUCAAGGAUGCAGUUGCCCUCUGUGAGCUCUUUGCUUGGUUGGAAAAGGAGAUUCCAAAAGGCACCGUGACAGAGAUCUCUGCUGCCGAUAAGGCUGAAGAACUACGCAGUCAGCAGAAAGAUUUUGUUGGUCUCAGUUUCCCCACAAUUUCCAGUGUUGGUCCAAAUGGAGCAAUCAUACAUUACAGACCACUGCCUGAAACCAACAGAACCCUCACCACAAAUGAAGUUUACCUGAUCGACUCUGGCGCUCAAUACAUUGAUGGAACCACAGAUGUCACACGCACCAUGCACUUCGGGACACCAUCUGCCUUUGAGAAGGAAUGCUUUACCUAUGUACUGAAGGGACACAUCGCUGUCAGUGCAGCGGUUUUCCCCAAUGGAACAAAAGGCCAUUUGUUGGACUCAUUUGCCCGUGCAGCCCUAUGGGAGUCGGGGCUGGACUACCUUCAUGGUACGGGCCAUGGCGUGGGCUGCUUCCUCAACGUCCACGAGGGGCCCUGUGGCAUCAGCUACAAGACAUUUGCAGAUGAACCUUUGGAGGCUGGCAUGAUCGUCAGUGAUGGUAUGGCAAAGUUUUGAUUACACAAGUGAAUCUUGUUGGUAGAGGGACUCAGUGAUUACAACUACAGAAACAGAGGGAGUCUGACAUUUGAGCCUCUCACUCUGGUUCCUAUUCAAGUGAAGAUGAUGAACACAGAGCUGCUCACCCAGAAGGAGCGGGACUGGGUGAACGAGUAUCACAGGAAGUGUCGGGAGGUGGUGGGAGCGGAGCUGGAGAGGCAGGGCAGGAAGGAGGCACUGGAGUGGCUGAUCAGGGAGACCCAGCCAGUCAUCUGAGGACUGACCUUUUAGCAAUCUAAACCCAUUGCCCAGGAGUACUGAAUGAUUGAUUGCUCUGCAGUGAUAAUCAUUUGUAUCUUUCUUGUCUUUCUCUGUCUCACACUCGGCUUUUUUUUGUAAAGCACAUGGCAGCAUCAGCAUCAGCAGUUUUAUUAAAGAUCACU